Molecule: messenger RNA, 324 nt
Organism: Peronospora matthiolae
Lineage: Eukaryota; Oomycota; Peronosporomycetes; Peronosporales; Peronosporaceae
Source: the annotation of a GenBank genome assembly
AUGGCAGUUUAUUUCUCGGACGUGGAUAUAAAGCGAGGAUCUAUCACGGAGCGGUCGGACGUUACACUGUCGUGGCUCGAAGGAUCACGCUACGAAGUGUCGGUAUGUAGAGAGGAGAGGGUACCGGUAUCGUCAUUUUGCGACUCGAAAUCAAGUGUGGAGCUUGAUGAUAGUUACGAACAGUUGGUGCAGAGUGUGAUCAUAGUGAUGUCUGCAAUGACAAAGCGAUAUGAGCAGGCCACAGCAUUCCCGCUUGUAUUUGUUUCUCUCUCAUGCACUUGUAGUGCUGAGCUACUCGUACCCAUGUAUGUAUCGUCAUUUUGA